Anthostomella pinea is the source of this 1923-nucleotide messenger RNA. The record is from the annotation of a GenBank genome assembly. Lineage: Eukaryota; Fungi; Ascomycota; Sordariomycetes; Xylariales; Xylariaceae.
AUGACUACGGACGACACGGGCAGAGAAUGGGCACUCGAGGUGUUGCGCCAUAGCCUCCGAAUCUCCCGUUUACCCGACGAGUUCUCGACAUCUUCCGACCACCCGAUACGACUCGACCCCGAGCGGCUCCAGUACAUCCGAGAGCUCAUCGCCUACAUUCUCGACGGCCGUACCAUCGCAGCGAGUUAUAAUCUGGUCCUGCUGGCAGUUCUCGGCCUCUUCGUCGUUCAUCAUAUAUAUCAGAGUGCGAAAGACAGGUCGAGAUGGAUGGCGAUUGAGAGAACGGGGACGGACCGUGACGAGGAGGCGCGGAAGCUAGCGCAUGGUGGACAGGACGGGACCGACUCUUCCUCUAGCAGCAGCAGCACGCUGGAGGGCGAUUCGACAUCCCAGGACAGUGCCAAACCAAUAGAUCGCGAUCUUGAGCGGCAGCCUCUGCUCGGAGAUCGAACGCGCGGAGGAGCUUCAAGCAGCCCAAGGACCAGCCGGCUAGACAUCCCGAGGUCCUGGCUGAUGUAUCAGCCCCCGCCAAUCCCUGUGGUGAACCGCACGCUGCCCUCAAACGGGACCUCCCUCUUCAUCGUCUUCUUCCUGGGCCUGAACAUCUUCUUCAACUUCUACAAGUCGCCGCUCGAGCCGCCGCGGUUCGCCUUCGCCUUCAUCGACCGGGCCGGCGUUGUCUUCGUCGUCAACCUGCCCCUGCUCCAACUCCUAGCGGCCAAGAACCAGCCGCUUAAGCUGCUGACGGGCCGCUCCUAUGAGGCCCUCAACAUCUACCACCGCCGCAUCGGCGAGCUGAUGUGCCUCGAGGCGCUCGUCCACGGCGUGGGGAUGAUCGCGUGGAGGCUGUGGAUCUCGCCCGAGUGGUUGGUUGUGGACGACCUCUGGCACUACUUCACUCAUCCCCUCAUACUACUGGGUCUCGGCGCGUUUGUGUCGUACGAACUGCUGUACUUCACGUCGCUCGGCAGCUUUCGCGAGAGGUGGUACGAGGUGUUCCUGGCGUCGCACGUAAUCCUGCAGAUCGCCGGGCUGGCAUUUCUCUGGUUUCACUUCCACACCACCCGGCCGUACGUGUAUGCUUCGCUGGCCAUAUUCUUUGUUGAUAGGCUUGUCUGGAGGUUGGGGAUCAAGUCGACGACUGCUAAAGCUGACCUCACUAUCCUGGAAGAUGGCGAGACGGUGCUUCUCUCGGCUGAUUGGACCAUCCCGCAUCCCCAGCAGCCGACCGUCCUCGGGGUAUUCCAACGGGGGAUUUCACAUGGUUGGCACCCAGCAGACCAUGUCUUCGUCUCAAUACCGAGUCUUGGUGGGAGUCAUAGGCUGCAAGCACACCCCUUCACCAUAGCUUCUGCGGCACCCGAAACCUCAUCCGCGGGUUCGCGCAGCCAUGCAUGGCUCAGUCUUCUGAUCCGAGUGCACUCCGGAUUCUCUUCCGAUCUCCUGAGACAUGCACAGUUGAACUCGACGGUCGACGUCAGAUUCGACGGGCCAUACGGCUCGCAAGACCCGCUCAACAUGCUCCGGGCCAGCGAGAAUGCCGUCCUCAUCGCCGGCGGAUCAGGCAUCGCAGUCGUUCUUCCCCUGGCCUGGGCUCUGGCCCGGAAGUACAGGGGCCGGAGACAGGUCCAUCUUCUAUGGAUCAUCCACUCUCGAACCCAGCGGUCUUGGAUCCUCCCGCAAGAAAGGCUGGGCGAGCUAUGUGAGGCCGGUGUCCGCGUUACUAUACCGGAGCCCACGAUCGAGGCAGGUAGACCCGACAUCUUCGCUUAUGUUGCCGAUUUGACAGCAACUGCACAUGGCGAGAUCGGGGUGGUAGUGUCCGGCCCUGACGGCCUGAAUCGCUCUGCUCGAAAUGCGUGUGCUAGGGCGGUAAGAUCUGGGGCCGGCAUGAACUUGCGGGUAGAGAAGUUUGGUUGGUGA